Molecule: messenger RNA, 3005 nt
Organism: Owenia fusiformis
Lineage: Eukaryota; Metazoa; Annelida; Polychaeta; Sabellida; Oweniidae
Source: the annotation of a GenBank genome assembly
CGGGAGAACAGUAAAGCUGACAAAAUUGACAUGGCAGAACAAACGUCACACUUGUGGCUUGAACCUGUCGCUCAUAGUAUAGUAAAGCACAUCUUUAAGGUAGGGAGAAAACUGGGCAUAAGCGAUGAAGACAUGGACAUUCUAAAGGAUGACCACCAGGGAAAUUCUGAAGAAAUGACAUAUCGAAUUCUACGAAAAUGGCAUAAGAGUUACGAGGGACGCAAUCCCAAAGUCGCAUUGCAUGAUGCUCUCGUCGAAUGUGGCUUAAAUGACAUUGCUGACAAACACCUUGGGCAGAAAACCAUAGGCCUCAGAAGUAACAUUACAGAGAAUGUUUGUAACUUUAUGCCUACGGAAGAUUGUCGGAAGUGUAGGGAACAUUUAGAGAGUUCAAAUAUCCUUGUUCUGACUGGUCUCAGUGGCAGUGGGAAAACUGAAAUCGCAAAACAUUACUGGGCAAAACACAAAAAGGAAUAUGAGGUUGGAUGGACAGUCCAUAGUAGAACUGAACAUGACUUGUACAAUGGACUGAAAUUGUUUCAUCGAUUUCGCCCAGUGGAUUCACACUUAUCUGUCAUGCUUGGUGAAAUGAAUGAGGAAAUGAAACGAGAUACCACAAAAAAAUUCCUCAUUAUAUUCGAUGAUGUCACCGAAGAGACGCAAUCCACCAUUCAGCAACAUUUUAAUCCAGCUGAUAACAUCAAGGUCAUCAUAACAACCGAAUUGCGUCUCUACAACUUUAACCAAUCCGACAUUCUAGAAGUAGGUGGGUUUACGAAAAAGGAAAUGUCUAAAUUCCUCGAUGACUUAGAUGGGAGUUUCACUCAAAAGGUACAGCUUUGGACCGAGAUGGGACACCUUCCAUGCGCAAUUGCAUGCGCCGUGUAUGAUAUUAGACAGCAAAAGACAACUAUUGAUAAGUACCUGAAAGAAGUGAAUGAUGUUGAUACAAACACAUUCGUAGAACAGAGAACCCAGAGAGCGUUGGGUCCUGAUUAUAAAAGUCGUGGAUUUGUGAAGGCCCAUAUCAUGAGCGUUAGGAACAUGAUACAGGAGCUCCGUGAAGAAAAUGGUCCUCUUACAAAGGAAGACGUAAAUGGUUUAUGCUUGGUACUCAAGGCCAUUGCAUACAUGGACUCAAAAGCGAUUCCAGUUUUCCUACUAGAAAUUCUUCUUCUGAUAAUCCUCAACCCAAGGAAAGAAAGCAGAAUUUCAUCUUGCAUAAACCAGUUGCUUGACAAAAUGCUGAACAGGUGUUGGAUCGGCGUCUUUUGCGAAGAGAAAGACAAGCCACGUCUUCUAGAUAUCCAUGAGUUGGUUCAACUAGCGGAGCGUUCUAUGACGGACGAUGACGAUGAUUCCCGACUCAAAACGCUGGAAUAUUUGUUAAAGGCACUUCUGUGCUAUUUUACAAAAGAUACGGGCUACAUGAAGUUCCAUAAAAAGAAUUUGCUACUGCUUCCUCACGUGGAGAAGGCAAUUGAUCGUGUGAAUGAUUUAAGGCUCGAAAGCGAACUUGAUGACCCAGUGGCAGAACAGGUCUCUCUCACGUUGUUAGAAAUAGACCUUCUGGAUCGACUAGGGCAUGCAUAUUCCAAAACAGGGCAAUUAGAACAGGCAGAAGAACGACUGAUCAGAGCGGUUGAUUUAUUCGCUGCAAUCCUUGAAACUACAAAGGAUGAAAUCCUCCAAACACGCGAAGAAUUGCCCUUGGAUUCAUAUGCUGAGAUGGUUUAUCACAAACUUAAAGACCAUAACAUUGGCAACCCUGUUAUUGGCACUGUGUUGAAUGAUACAGACAUAGAGCAGAUGAAACUAGAAGUUGGAGAACGUGAAUUUCCUAAUCUUGGAUCACACAACCAAGUGACCAAAGGCGCAUACAAGAAGCUUGUUGACUUGAACUUAGCCUUACCAGAAGGACAAUUGAAACAAAUAUAUGUUACCGAGUUAAUGUCCUCAACACUCUAUGCUUAUGGCAGACUGUACUAUUACCACAGAGAAAAGUUCCAUCAAAAGAAAAAUCGUCAACAAGCAAGAUGUCUAAUUGCCGCUUUGAGACUUGCCCAUGCAUUGGGAAAUGUCAUUGCAAAAGAUACUGGGGUCCAUGUACUUCAUACCAUACUUACGAAACGCAGUGGGCUACUCUAUUUACAUUCCGAGGACCUGGAUGAAAAUGGUGAGAAGAAAAGUGCUGAAGCAGCCCUCAGUCAUUUAUACGAGGGUAAAAAGGAAUAUAAGACACUGUUGCAAUAUGAAGUGUCCGAUGUACAAUGGUUUCAGCGUGGCAUUUUGAAAGUGACGAAAAACGACCCUCAUCACGGUAGCAUAUGUAGGGAGAAGUUCUUGUUCAUAUGUAAGAGAAUAUUGGACAUAGAAACCGAUGCAUCUAAACGCAGUGAGGUUGAAAGAGAUGGUAAAUCGUGUUUAAGGGCAUUGAAGAGAAACAUUGAGAAUCAAGAACACGGCGAGCUUACUCUUCAACGAGGCGGCGACUACCUUCUUAUCUGCGCCGAGUUUAACGUGGCGGUAAAACAGUGGCAAUAUGCCAUUAUGGAUUACAAAGAAUCAGUACAUCGGUACAAGGAAGCGUUGACCAUCCCCUGGAAGAAAUAUGCUAGGGCUAUAACAGGCAUGAUGAAAGUUGGUCGUGAUUGGUUUACAGACGAUCCCGAUGAACCUAGUGCCAUUGGUGUAGUUAAUUACACAAGACAGGAGGCGGCAGUGUUCGUGGAAAGGGCUCCACAGCCAUUCAAGAAUGCGAUAAAUGUCCUAAUAGGAAAUGCACCGACGCCAUUACCUUUGCAAAGGUCAAAAUCACUCCCUGCCCCGCCAAUGAGUUUGGAGUCGGAACCCCUAACUCCACCAAUGCUCUAAACAAAGACCUCUCUUUUCGAGCCAAUCCCCAGGGAUUUCGUUCGUGGUGCUGAGGAGAAAACUCGGAGGGAAGAACUAUAUGCUCUUGCGAGAGGUAGAUGAGCCAGGCGUCAAGUGCAACCAAUAUAUGA